Bursaphelenchus xylophilus (pine wood nematode) is the source of this 366-nucleotide messenger RNA. The record is from the annotation of a GenBank genome assembly. Lineage: Eukaryota; Metazoa; Nematoda; Chromadorea; Rhabditida; Aphelenchoididae.
AUGUAUGCAGCGAUUGGCAAAAAAUAUCCCGAUUUGAUCAAUCGAACCCGCGUACCCCUGCAACAAGACAGCGCAAAACCUCGCACCGCCAAACAAACGAAGGAAAAAAUCAAAACUCUCGACGCCAUUGAACUUCUUCCACAUCCAGCGAAUAGUCUGCACAUUGUGUCAUACGACUAUCACCUUUUCCGCUCCAUGGCACACUUUUUGCGUGGUCGUAGCUUCAAUGAUCUGGACGAUGUCGAAGACGGAUGCCGCGAGUUUUUCGCUUCUAAGAAAAAGGAGUGGUACCGCAGCGGGAUCGAACAACUUGCCUAUAGAUGGGUUCAAGCCAUAGAUUCAAAGGGCCUUUACUUCGAAACUUAA